GCUCGAUAUUUUCCUUCCAUCCUCUCUCUCAAACUGGUUUGGUCUUCCCCAAUCGAUCUCUUUCUUUUCAAUUAAGUAUAUAUCUGUAUAUGUAAUCCACGUUUAAGACUGUUUCUUGCCCUAAUUCGAUCUUCUCCUUCCAUCCUCUCUCUCAAGGUUUGGUCUUCCCCAAUCAAUCUACUCCCUCCGUCCCAUAAAAAGUGUCACAUUUAGAGAACUGUGACUCUCACAAAUUGAACUGACACAGUUCUCCAUUAACGACACUUUUUUUGGGACGGAGGUAGUUUUUCUUUUCAAUUGAAGUCGUAGCCCUAGAUUUUCUCUUUCUCAAGGUGGGUAUCAACAUGGAGAUCUUGAAGAGCCCCCCAACAGCAGUAGCCGGAAACGAUCUUUCCUGACAUCCUUUGCUCUCCUAUUGACGAGUCCUCUUAACACUCUCAGCCGUCUUCAACAUCAAUCCCACCGCCGGCUUUAGCAAAUAUUUGAGAGAGCAGAGCUUAGUACUGGGACAGCUAAUGAGUUUCAAAUUAAUGAGGACUUUUGGGUUGUCGAGAAUGAUGAUGGAACUGACAUUGACUAUAGUUCAGAUGAGGAACUAGAAUUACUGUCUCGAGAUGAUACUGAUUUGGAUGACAUGUGAAACUUUCGUAAUAUUGAGCAUGGACCUUAUUUUUUGGUUUUAUGAUUAAUACAUUAUGUCAUCUAUUAAGUUACAUUACUGAUGUUUAUUUACUGAGUUCCUUUUAUUUUAAAUUUCUCUUUUAGUAUCUGUUGAGUGCUGGAAAUUAUCAGUCUUGUUUGGUUGUGCGCUUCAUAAAUUUGCAGCUUUGGUUUGGCAUUAAAUCUCUUAUUGGCAGCAUGCAUUUUUCUUUGUAUAUAAAAGCACAUAUGAAGAAGAUACGACACUUAGAAUUUCAGCAAGUAACAUUUGUUGAUGGUGUUUUAUUUUCAUCAGUUUUAUUUUAGCAUAUUAUAUAUUGCCAUGAAAGGAAUACUUCUCCCUUUGAGAAUGCCAUUUGAUUUCUAUUACACUAAUAAAUGAUGUCACUAAAUUUACAUUUUUUGUUUAUAUUCCGGAGCAUGGUAGUUUAAUUAUGGACACCUCUGAGGCUCCAAUGCGUAUAGUAUUAAGGUCCCGCGUUCCUCAAACUGAGCCACCACUAUAAGUUUACCUGCUGCACAACAGAAUGGAGAAUGUGGUGGUAGUAAUUCAACAAAUCAACAGCCUAGUAUGGAAGGUGACGGUAGUAAUUCAGAAACGAGGCCACAACCAAGUGGAGGCCCAAGGCGAAAAGGGCGUGGAAAAGCAAAGAAUGUCGCCCAACAAAAAGCUAAGGGACUCUAUGGAAAAGAUGUUCCGGUUCAAGUAGAGUUUGGGACGGGGUAUAUUAAACCCGUAGGAAAAAAUAACGAAUUAUGGACGGCGGAAGUUGGCAUCCACACAAGAGAUAAAGAAGCACUACUAAAUUUCAAAACGUGGAGGGAUAUUCCAGAAUUUGAGAGACAGGUUUGCUAUGGCCAUUUUAAGGAGAUCUUUGCAAUGGAUGCACAUGCCAAUGAAAUUGAUUUUAAGCGAGUAACUAAUGGAGUUUCUGAAAGUUUGAGGAAAUAUAGACAUAGAUUGAAGAAUCAUUUUGACAAGUAUCUUCCUAUUGAGAAUGCACGCUUGCAUCCUUAUGUAGGUAUUCAUACUGAUCUUUGGAAAAACUUGUGCGAUUGGUGGAUAUCACCAGAAUUUCAGAAAAUAAGUCAAAGAAAUAAAGCUAACCGUUCGAAGAAUGAGAUUCCACAUGUUUCAAGAUCGAUGUCUUUCGUCAGACGUUAUGAUGCUUAUGAAAAAGAAAGUCAACAAAGGCAGCGUGAAGAAGAUGGGGAAGUCCAAAGUCACUGGGAGGGUCUCGCUAUUCGUCUGUACAAGGAGACAUUUUAGGAAAGAAACUAGAUGGGUACAUGAGAAAGCUAAGCAGAACUACGAUGAAAUGAUGGAUAAGUCUUCCCAUAUUUGUCAAAAUUCUGAUAGUACCAAUCCAGUGAGAAAUGAUGUUGAGAUAGUGCAAAACCAACUUGGGAUCAGGAAAGGAUAUCCCUGUGGGUUCGGACAUGGUUUCGUGAUUCCAAACCGUCAACGUGCAUCCUCAUCUUAUCAAGAGGCUUCUCGUAAAAGAGCAGAAAUUGCUGAGAAAAAUAAUGCACAACUGAAGGAGGAAGUAAAAAGUUUGUGGCAAUAUAUGGAAACAAUUGAGAAGAUGCUUUAGCAGCAGCAGUCACUGCCAUGGUUUCAACAAUAUCAGCAAUCCUCAUCAGAUUCCCAACAAGAAGCAGCCCCACCAAGCAGGUCUGAGCAUCCAUCGCCACCAAAUUCUCACCUUCGACAGCCGCCACCACCAUAGUGGCAAUAUCAGCAGCCGCUGCCACCACGGUGGCAACAUCAUAACCACCCGCGAGCACCACCACAACCACAACCACAACCACAAAUCGAAUGACCAAUAUGAUGGAGCCAAAUAUUUUGGUACAAAAUUAUGAAGCUUUCUUAUGACUAAUAUAUCUAGCCCUUUUUGUCUUAAUUGAACUAUACAGAUUCUGUUGGCAUAUAUUUUGGUACAAAAUUAUGAAGCUUUCUUAUGACUAUAUAUGUAGCCUUUUUUGUCUUUGAACUACACAGAUUCUGUUGGGCAUAUAUUUUGGUACAAAAUUAUGAAGCUUUCUUAUGACUAUGUAUGUAACCUUUUUUUUCUUUGAACUACACAGAUUCUAUUGGGCAUUUAGUUUAAAA
Molecule: messenger RNA, 2773 nt
Organism: Cornus florida
Lineage: Eukaryota; Viridiplantae; Streptophyta; Magnoliopsida; Cornales; Cornaceae
Exons: 7
Coding region: 1232-1930 (232 amino acids)
Source: RefSeq, a predicted model, not a curated record